GCGGCCUCGCAUGCGGCGUCCGAAGGGCUUCCCUGCUUCGAUGUCUGUGACCGGCUGCGCGCGGUUGCUUUCUCGGCUCCCUUCGGGCCAGUUCCGUUGCGGAUGCCCUCUGGCUCUCCGGAACCGGGGCGGCGGCGGCGGCGGCCUAAACCGGGCCUCUUCUCUCCCCGCCACUGCGAGAAUCGCCUUCUUCGCUUCCUCCAAUGGCGACGAGGACACGGGCGUCAAAAGCCCCGACACGUCCUUGUUCGUCCCUCUGCAGGUCUCCCCGCAAACCUUCGCCCCGGAGGUCGACGUGGGAGCCGAGCUGACCAGCCCGCUGAAUAAGAAUGAAGUAUUGAAGACAUUAAAUAAAUUUUGCAAGAGGAGAGAAGUUCAGAAACUGGCAGCAGAAAAUGGACUGGAUGCUCGUCUUUUUCAUCAAGUAUUUAUAAGUUUUAGGAAGUACAUUAUAGAGUCUAGUUUUCUGAAUCCUGAUCUGCACAUUAUUCUCAAUGAUAUAUGCUGUGGUGCAGGUCACGUUGAUGAUCUGUUUCCAUUUUUCUUGCAACACUCUAAGCAGAUCUUUCCUAUGCUGGAGUGUAUGGAUGAUCUACGUAAAAUCAGUGAUUUAAGAUUGCCUCCAAACUGGUAUCCGGAAGCCAGGGCCGUUGAAAGAAAGAUUGUGUUUCAUGCUGGCCCUACAAAUAGCGGGAAAACCUAUCAUGCAAUCCAGAGAUAUUUAAAAGCAGAAUCCGGAGUGUAUUGUGGCCCUUUAAAGCUCUUGGCUCACGAAAUCUUCCAAAAGAGUAAUGAUGCUAAUGUACCAUGUGACCUGGUUACGGGAGAAGAACGAGUCUGCAUUGAUCCUGAAGGGAGAGCAGCUGCCCACGUGGCUUGCACUAUUGAGAUGUGCAGCGUUAAUACACCUUAUGACGUGGCUGUGAUUGAUGAAAUUCAGAUGAUCAAAGAUCCUUCUAGAGGCUGGGCCUGGACACGAGCACUCUUGGGACUUUGUGCAAAAGAAAUCCAUGUUUGUGGCGAAGAGGCUGCUAUUAACUUAGUGAUGGAGCUCAUGUAUACGACAGGGGAAGAGGUUGAGGUGAAAAGGUACAAAAGGCUUACUCCCAUCAAGGUUCUGAGUAAGGCUCUUGAAUCCCUGGAUAACCUUCGCCCUGGAGACUGCAUUGUUUGUUUCAAUAAGAAUGACAUUUAUUCAGUGAGUCGGCAAAUUGAAUUCCGGGGCUUGGAAUGUGCAGUCAUAUAUGGAAGUCUUCCACCUGGAACAAAACUUACCCAGGCAAAGAAGUUCAAUGAUCCGGAUGAUCCAUGUAAAAUCAUGGUUGCCACAGAUGCAAUUGGGAUGGGUCUCAAUUUGAGCAUAAAAAGGAUCAUUUUCAACUCCCUAAUAAAACCACAAAUCAAUGAAAAAGGAGAAAAGGAAAUAAAUAAAAUUACCACUUCCCAGGCACUACAAAUUUCAGGCCGAGCUGGCCGAUUUAGUUCUGCAUUUAAAGAAGGGGAAGUUACUACGAUGUAUGCAGAUGACCUCAUUCUGCUAAAGAAGAUUUUGAGUGAGCCCGUGGAUCCUAUAGAGGCUGCUGGCUUGCACCCCACAGCUGAGCAGAUUGAGAUGUUUGCAUACCACCUUCCAGGAGCCACUCUGUCAAAUCUCAUUGAUAUUUUUGUGAGCCUCUCUCAAGUUGAUGGACUCUACUUUGUCUGCAAUAUUGAUAACUUCAAAUUUUUAGCCAAAAUGAUUCAACACAUUCCACUCCAUUUGAGAGCAAGAUAUGUAUUUUGCACAGCUCCCAUUAAUCAAAAGGAGCCUUUUGUGUGCACCUCGCUCUUAAAGUUUGCACGGCAGUUCAGCAGGAACGAACCUGUGAUGUUUGAUUGGCUCUGCCGACAUAUUAACUGGCCCCUGGUCCCACCCAAGAACAUCAAGGACCUUGUCCAUCUAGAAGCCGUUCAUGAUGUUCUUGAUCUAUAUCUCUGGCUGAGUUACCGGUUUAUGGACAUGUUCCCAGAUGCUGGACACGUGAGGGCGAUUCAGAAGAAACUGGAUGACAUCAUACAAAUCGGAGUGUUGAAUAUUACGAGACUGAUUCAAGCUUCCCAAGUCACUUCUGAGGCAAUGGGUAUUCCUGUUGAGAGCCUCAGAACUGACGACAGGCUCCCGCAUGGAGAAAUGACAGAGAUUUCCACAAACAAAGAGAUGGCCCCCGGCCCCCGCAAAGCAAGAGGACCUAAAGCCAGGAGCUUACAGUCUGCGGACGCGCACUUGGGCACCCUGGGCCAGAUGAAGGGUCCUCUGACUGAAAGACUAAUACAACAGGGGCUCCUCAGCAAGGAAGUGCUGAAGCAGUUGGAGAAGGAAUGGCUCGCUCAGCAGGAUGCUCAUCCUGAAGUUAAUGAAAACAGGAGCUCAACCAAACACAAAGAAAAAAAGAAAUGAAGUGACGCCUUUGCUUAAAUAAAAAAAAGUAGUUUUUUAAGUAUUUGUGUUCUGAUCUUACACAGAAUUUUUAAAAAUGUCACUACAAACGGGGAGAUCUGUGAGUUUUGGGCAUCUUCAUAAAUGCAACUUCACCAGAAGCCAACAAAACUGCAAGGGAUUUUCAUCUUAAAUUGAAAUGAGAGAUCAGAGAGCACGACUAUAAUAAGGAGAAAAGGAGAAGUUAGGUCUCAAACCACUGAGGGAUUGCAAUGUGGGCAUAAUACAGGUAGUCCUCAACUUACGACCACAGUUGAGCCCAAAAUGUAUGUUGCUAAGUGAGAAACUUGUUAAGUGAAUUUUGGCCCUCUUUAUGGUUCAUCUUACCACAUUUGUUAAGUGAAUCAUUGCAAAGCUAGCUGAGGAACUCUGGGAGUUGAAAUCCACAAGUCUUAAAGUCUUAAAGGUUGGAGACUCCUGAUGUAAACUCCAGCUAGGAAAUUCUGUCAAAAGAGCCUAAAUAUUGCUUUAACAUUGACUGGUUAGCACUGAGUCAUGUUUGGGCUUGUUCCAUAACAAUGGAGCUUAGCUCAUUAUUGCUUCCUCAGAAUACAUAGUUCAGCAGAUAAAAAGCAUUUUAAAUGCUAAUAUAUAACUUGACCAGAAAUCAGAUUAGUAGACUGGCCACUUGGUUGAUACCUACUUUGGCAGAGAAAUCGGCAUUUUUAAAGUCUUCCACAUGAACAAUUAUAUUUGGGGGUGGAGGGAAAUACUUUUGAGGGGGAAAUCAUAAUUAUACCUAAUAAAGUCCUCUGCCUUUUAAAAACA
Messenger RNA from Pantherophis guttatus, 3244 nucleotides. It is a transcript of the gene SUPV3L1, whose product is annotated as Suv3 like RNA helicase. Gene Ontology annotation, molecular function: ATP binding; hydrolase activity, acting on acid anhydrides; RNA helicase activity. Gene Ontology annotation, cellular component: mitochondrial degradosome. Gene Ontology annotation, biological process: mitochondrial RNA 3'-end processing. Lineage: Eukaryota; Metazoa; Chordata; Lepidosauria; Squamata; Colubridae. The record is from RefSeq and is a predicted model, not a curated record.